AUGGCUUCGCCUCUCCUUGCUGCGCGGGUAGCCCGCAAGGCUACUUUCAAUGUCGCUGGCAAGCGAUUCCUUUCUGACAUCUCCAUUACUCGAACUGGCAAGCCUAUCAUGCGUGUUGAGGGUGGCCGUUCAUCCCUCGGAGGCCAUACCGUUACCGUAUUUGGCGCAACCGGCCAACUUGGACGAUACAUUGUCAACCGACUGGCUCGCCAGGGAUGCACCGUCGUUGUUCCCUUCCGUGAGGAGAUGGCCAAGCGUCAUCUCAAGGUUACCGGAGAUCUUGGCCGUGUUGUCUUCAUCGAGCACGACCUUCGAAACACCCCCUCUAUCGAGGCUAGCGUUCGACACUCGGAUGCUGUUUUCAACCUGAUCGGCCGCGAUUACCCUACCAAGAACUUCUCUCUGGAGGAUGUGCAUGUUGAGGGUACCGAGCGAAUUGUUGAGGCUGUCUGCAAGUACGAUGUCGACCGAUAUAUCCACGUUUCUUCCCACAGCGCCAACUCUCAGUCCCCCUCGGAGUUCUACCGUACCAAGGGCCGAUCUGAAGAGGUCGCUCGCAGCCUGUUCCCUGAGACCACUAUUGUCCGCCCUGCCCCCAUCUUCGGUUUCGAGGACAACCUCCUACUGAAGCUGGCUGGUGUCACCAACCUCUUCACUUCCAACAACAUGCAGGAGAAGUUCAACCCUGUUCACUCCAUCGAUGUUGGUGCUGCUCUUGAGAAGAUCUUCUUUGACGACACCACCGCUGGACAGACCUUUGAGCUUUACGGACCCAAGAAGUACAGCAUGGAGGAGAUUUCCGUCAUGGUUGACAAGGAGAUUUACAAGCAGCGACGACACGUCAAUGUGCCAAAGGCCAUCCUGAAGCCCGUUGCUGAGAUUCUUAACAAGGUGCUUUGGUGGCACACUCUGUCAGCCGAUGAGGUUGAGCGAGAGUUCUUGGACCAGGUCAUUGACCCCAAGGCCAAGACCUUUAAGGACCUAGGCAUCGAGCCUGGUGACAUUAUCAACUUCACGUACCACUACUUGCAAGGAUUCCGAAGCCAGAACUUCUACGAUCUUCCCCCUGCGACAGAGAAGGAGAAGCGGGAAGAGAAGAAUGAUGAAGAGCCCAUAAGCCUCUCGAGUCACGCUUUGGCCGCGUUAGCCGAAUUCCACGCCGAAAAGGAUGCCCAUGAAAGGAACUUCGAGAAGCUGAGGACCGGCGCUGCCCCCAGAGCCGGAGCCGGACUCGGGGUGGUCGAACCGGAGGAUGAGGACCCUAUAGCCGGAGAUGCGGACGACGAGCCACUGAGCAUGGCCGCUUUCACGGAGGACUGGAACGAAUCGCAAUUUUGGUUCCUUGAUGAAACAGCAUUUGCUUUGGCUGAUCAGCUCCUUGACGGUGCCUCAUCGAGCUCGACUAUUGGUGUGGUCUCAACACCAAGUGUCUUCAUUGCACUCAAGAACCGACUUAGAUUCUGGCCUGUCGAAGACCGACCCAAACUGGUCCUGUUUGAGCAUGACCAUCGGUUUAGUGUCUUCCCCGAAUUUGUCUUCUAUGACUUUCAACGACCCCUCCAACUUCCAGGCAAUUUGAAGGGCAGCCUGGAUAGUGUCAUUAUCGACCCUCCUUUCUUCAGCAAUGACUGCCAGACAAAGUUUGCUUUGACCGGUCGUUGGCUUGUUAAGCCAAAGUCGCCCCGUGUUAUUGUAUGCACUGGCGAGCGCAUGGCCCCCAUUGUCGACAAGCUCUACCGCUCUCUUGAAGUCUACCCAACGACAUUUGAGCCUGCCCACGCAGGCUUGAGCAACCACUACUAUUGUUACGCCAACUUUGAGAGCUCGACCUGGGACUGGCGAUCGGAUGAAUCUGAUUAG
This is a messenger RNA of Fusarium coffeatum, 1860 nucleotides long. RefSeq lists its product as uncharacterized. The transcript has 15 exons. The record is from RefSeq and is a predicted model, not a curated record. Gene Ontology annotation, cellular component: mitochondrion. Gene Ontology annotation, molecular function: protein-lysine N-methyltransferase activity; protein-containing complex binding. NCBI's taxonomy places the organism in Eukaryota, Fungi, Ascomycota, Sordariomycetes, Hypocreales, Nectriaceae. The coding region runs from base 1 to 1860 and encodes 619 amino acids.